AUGACAGCUUCCUUGAAUGACUUGAAAGACAAAAUUGACGGAUCCGAUGCUUUCGGUCCUUUGUCUCGGACCAAUCAGCGACUCUUCCACCUUGGACGGGAGCUGAAAACGGGGGGGAGGAGUUUGGCGAAUUUGGGUGUUGGACGAUUCAAGUGCUUUACAGUCCACCUCUUGGCCAAAAAUGUUGCUGGUGGCACCACCAAGAAGAAGAGAAAGAGCCGCGCUGACGACGAAGAAGUAGUCGAAGUGGUGGGCAACAAACGAAAAACCCGCAGGGCUGCAACCCGACAAACUGCUGCUUCCAGGCGACAGCAACAACAACAAGUCAUUGAGUUGGGAGACAGCGAUGAUGAUGACGACGACGAUGUCGUCGAGGUGGUGGCUCCCCCGCCACGACGAACGAGAAACCGCCGAUAG
Seminavis robusta is the source of this 417-nucleotide messenger RNA. NCBI's taxonomy places the organism in Eukaryota, Bacillariophyta, Bacillariophyceae, Naviculales, Naviculaceae. The record is from the annotation of a GenBank genome assembly.